This is a messenger RNA of Oncorhynchus mykiss (rainbow trout), 1030 nucleotides long. Lineage: Eukaryota; Metazoa; Chordata; Actinopteri; Salmoniformes; Salmonidae. The record is from RefSeq and is a predicted model, not a curated record.
AUUGAGCAAACACUAAUGUGCGGCGCCAGUGGAUAAGUGUGAGAGACCCCGGAAAACGGAAGAAGUGAACUUGACACUGACUGGUUCGUUAGUUACUGGCAAAACAAUAACCAUUACUAAAGUUGUGCUCGGAACAAUGUACAGGUUAUCAACAGAUGGUAGAAGGUGGGUGUUGUCCAGUCGGUGACUCUGACCAUCCAUCUCCAUUAUGGUGCUGUGCAGCAGCAUGCUGGCUGUGGCAUUCCUCUUGUCUCAGGCUGGGGGGUUCCUGCACUCUUUGGAAGAGGAUGCCCUUCCUAAGGAGUGGGUGCUGCUCCACAUGGUGCAGGGCCACAUCGGGGCAGGCAACUACAGCUACCUUCGGCUCAACCACGAUGGCAAGAUCAUCCUGCACAUGCGCAGCCUCAAGGGUGAUGCAGACCUGUACGUCUCGGACAAAACUCUGCGGCCCAGCUUUGACACCUACAAGCUGCAGUCGGUCACCUGUGGCCAGGAUGUGGUCGUAGUGCCUGGAGACUUUGGGAGGCCCGUGGGGAUUGGCAUUUAUGGCCACCCGUCGCACCAGGAGAGCGAGUUUGAGAUGAGGGUGUUUUACGAUCAGACUUCCCUCCAGGACCCGUUUGAUAAAAGGUCGUACCCCUCGGAGGAGGACCGGGGGAAGCAGAAAUACUCUCCAGCUCCAGAGGAUGACUUCCAGGAAGAGGAGUCCAUCUUCUGGACUAUUUUAAUUGGGAUUCUGAAGAUUAUACUUGAAAUUUUGUUCUAAUAAAUGUGUGCUGCUGCUCUCUGCCAUGUGCAUUUUUAGAAUGAAGACACUUGUGGUGUAGUCGAGCUGAGCGCAUGAUGUUAAUCUAUCUGAGCCCGGUUUCCCAAAAACAUUUUAAGGCUAAGUUCAUCUUAGACCAUAGGAUGCUUUUGGGGAAACCUGGCAUUGGUGAUCUGAACAUUGGACUGAAAUUAACCUGAGGGGAAGAAGCGGAAAAGCAAAGGGAAUAUUAUUUUUUAUUUUCGUAAUUCAAUUGAGUGAUUA